UACAGAGAUGGAUGUGCUUGCACUCUCUACUACUAUCAGCGAGUUAUAGCCAUUAGGGAUUUUCUGCCCAGACACGGUAUCAAAAUUAGUAUUUAUGUGUAUCAUUUCUGCAUAUUUUUCUUCAUCUCAGCACAACCGUCUUGUAGUUAUGUAUACCAAACUAAUCUGGCAGCGGAUAAUUUGCCUGUAGAUGAGGAUAACUUGUAGGCUAGUCUACUGCUCAGAUAAGUUAGUUAUUUUAUUACAGUGUAAGUUAACAUCGAUGUACAAUUUUCCAGGACUUUAUUCAUUUGGCUUCAGGACAUGAUUUAGCUUUAUGUAUUACUUAGUGUCUAAUUGUCUCUUGUGUGUAUCAUGUCAUUUAGAGCACACCAGGGACAUCCAGAACAUCCAGCAACCAUACAUCUUGCCAAACAGACCCACCUAGUCUGUCAUCCAGGGGCACACAGCUUUCUGUUGGUACUUUCAGCAAUCAUGUGAGAAGCAGAGGCACACAAACUAUAUCCUGCUCUGUAAGUGUGAGUACAACUACAGAUGAUGCACCUUGGGGACCCUCGACCUCUACGCCAAUCAAGCCAACGCCAGCUAAAAGACCUCGGCUAGCUGAAGGGGAGGAAGAUAACUGGGAAGACUCCACAGUGAUCGCUGAACCACAUGACUCCACAUUUGAUCCUGCUCAAUCCAUGACAGAUGUGUCAGAAUCCUCACAGAUAUUCACCGCCACUACACCUGGCUACACCGAUUCCAAGUACAUCGUUAGCGCGAGAUGCCUACUUGAGCUUUUUGAAAAGUGUCCCAUUUGCAAACGGCCAUCUGAAGUAACACCAUGCAGACGUGGUACAUUCUUGGCCGUUUACCAGAAAUGUCCUCACUGCGGGUUUUACAGAGAGUGGAAAAGUCAGCCUGUCAUUGGGAGCUGCCCCAUCAUCAACCUCCAACUGUCUGCUGCCAUAUAUUUCACGGGCACUUCAUUUUUCCAGUUGCAAAAGGUAUUCAAAGCCAUGCACCUGAAAUCAAUUGGAUAUACCACAUUCAGAAGGCAUGCACGGACUUAUUUGGAGCCAGCAGUGAUCCACAAAUGGCAUCAGUUUCAGGAAGAAGAAUUGCAGUUUCUGAGCCAGAGAAAGGUUAAAAUUGGCGGAGAUAUGAGGGCAGACUCACCAGGUCAUUGCGCAAAGUAUGGCAGCUAUUCCUUGAUUAACCUGGAGAACAACAACAUUAUUGACACACAACUUGUCCAGAGCAAUGAGGUUGGAGGUAGUCACAAUAUGGAGAAGGAGGGUCUGAAAAGAAGCCUUGAACUUCUGGAGUCGAAGGGUGUGGCAGUGGACUACAUUGUCACUGACCGCCAUCCCCAGAUACAAAAGUUUCUUCGGGAUCGCAAUGUGAAGCACUUCUAUGACGUCUGGCACCUUGCAAAGGGUCUGUCUAAGAAAUUGGACAAGGUGUCGAAAGAGAAGGACUGUGACAUUGUGAAGAGGUGGCGGCGUGGCAUCAGCAACCACGUCUACUGGGCAGCAACAUCAUCAUCCACCGGGGCUGAAAAGGUGGCUAAAUGGACCUCAUUGAUAAACCACAUUCAGAACAUACACAGCCACGACAACCCAGCUUUCCCCAAAUGCCUCCACCCUGUUCGCCGAACAAGAGAUCCUAAAAAGUGGUUUCAGCCAGGCACCAAAGCCCUCUAUAAAGUGGAAAAAAUCCUUACCAGCAAGAGGGUCCUGACUGACGUGGAAAAGCUGAGCUCAAAGUACCAGACCUCAACACUGGAAGCCUUCCACAGUGUUAUUUUGCGUUUCACACCAAAAACUGUGGUUUUCCCUUUCAUUGGGAUGUUGUGCAGACUGUACCUGGCAGCCAUGCAUUUUAAUGAGAAUGCUGGCCGUUGCCAAGCGAAGACAAACUCAGGAAGACUGAGGUACAAACUCAGUUUCCCAAAAGCAAAAAAAGGAGCGGCUACGGUGAAAGCAGUAAAAACACAACCAACAUACUGCUAUACCCUCAGCCUGAUGCAUCUCCUCUUUGAAGAGGUAGUCCCUAACCCCCUGCCCUACUUGGAGGAAUGUCAGCAGAUUCCUGUGCCCAGUUCCCUAUCGUCCCAACACGAACGUCCACCCUUAAAAGACGCUAUUGCGGCCCAUGUAUCUCGCUUUAGAGUGGAGGAGGUUUAA
This is a messenger RNA of Gadus morhua (Atlantic cod), 2171 nucleotides long. RefSeq lists its product as uncharacterized. Bases 684 to 2171 code for a protein of 495 amino acids. The transcript has 10 exons. NCBI's taxonomy places the organism in Eukaryota, Metazoa, Chordata, Actinopteri, Gadiformes, Gadidae. The record is from RefSeq and is a predicted model, not a curated record.